UGUCAAAGUAAUGUCAACAUUACUGUUGUGCCAUACGGUCGUGUUGAGCCAUCUGUUUAGAUCGGAUUUCAGUUUGAAUUGUUUUUCCAAUUCUCUUUUGACAUUUAUUAAUUCAGUGAACCUGUAAUUAUGGACGAAGUACUGCAAAAAUUCAGUGCGCUCAGCAAGGACGAUACUCCUAGCAAUGAUGCCGGUACAAAUUUUGAAGGAAUGUACAAAUACUGGGGGAAAUUGGACAACCAGGAGCAGCGGCGAAAGGAAAUUCUUUCCAGCCAAAAGACUAAUCGUAAUGCCCUCACGGACACAUUUCGAGGUAUAUUGGAAGGUGUAGAAAAUGCUGCCAAACAAAGCCAAAUUUUCAAAGGAAAAAAGGUUCAUUACAGACCACAGAUAUAUGUGGCUGGGUUCAAUAGAUGUAAUUACAACAAUACUCUAAUGUUAUCUGAAUGGAUGGUGGAGAAGCCAGGGGAUUUCCAUGAAAACUGGUUUGUGGUGCCUUGCCCAAAAGGUGUUAGGAUGUUAGUCAUUGCAAAUGAUGGUACAACACAAUGCUACAGUAAAUACGGUCACUUCAGAUUUGAAUGUAGAACUGCAUUACCGGGAGGAUCACCGGCAACUGUGAGCCGAAGACGUUGCUGCAUUCUAGACUGUUUCUAUGUAGAAACUCUAAAAACAAUGUUUGUGCUAGAUCUCUUGGCUUGGAACUGUCAGCCAAUGACUGAUGGAGAGGCUGAAUUCAGACAUUAUUGGUUGUUGUCCAAUCUAGAUGACAUUCCUGAAUUAGGGACAUACAGUAAAAAGAAUCAGUUAAUAUUUAAGAUACUACCAAAAAUAACAUGUGAUCCAGAAAACUUUAAUGAAUUUAUGAUGAGGUAUCCACCAUUUCCAAAUUGUACUCCUAGCCUGGAUGGCCUGUUGUUUUACCACAAGCAAGCUCAAUAUGUUGCCGGAGAAACUCCCUUAGUGACCUGGCUGUACCCUUUUAUGGUGCCAGAAGUUUUAGGUAGAGAAAUAACAGUAAAUCCAGUAUACAUGCUUGGAAUGCCUAAAAAUUAUGUGAACCAAGCCAAUUAUAUCCGUGAGUUCACAGAGAAAGAGGCAAAAUCUAACAAGAGGUGGAAACAACGGUGUGAAAGUAUGGAUAUCGCGCCCGUUCCAGUAGCAAAUAGCGAGAAUGACCAGAGUAAUACAAUGGCGACAGAGACUGUAUCUCACAAUUUGGACCCAACGACAGAAGUUCAAAAUUGGAACACAGAUGACAAGAAGAGUAUCGAACAGAUGGAGUAAGCACUGUCUACCGUUAAAUAAAUGUGGAAUUAUUUACAAUGGCUGUAAAUUAGACUAUGCUGUGUAGUUUUUGAGAAACUGAAUUGUCAGUAGCUAGAGCUUAAAAACUAGUCUUUAAGUGUAUGUCGUUUUAGAUCUACAUCCAAUCUUGGAAGGAUUACAUGGUACCGAAAUAUUAAGGCCCAAGUUCGCAACAUGAACGUAAUUUUUUUUUAAAACAACACCUUACUAUUUUUCACGUUCAAUUUUUAAUCUGUGGUUUUAAGAAUGACUGACGUUUAUGUUGUCUGUGAAAAUGGGCGUAAGUAGUAUUUUUAUGAUGUUACUGUUUUGGAAUUUUAUGUAUUUUGUGUUAUCUCUCGUCGCUUACAAUUAUGUAGCUAAAAAGAACACGUUUUGGAAGUCGAAUCCUAAAUUCUGUGGAAGAACCAGUUCUGAACCAGUUUUCUGAAAUGAAAACUAUUUCAGAUAUAUUUUCUAAGACUGAUUUCAAAUUCGUCUGCGAUAUUUUGGAUUCCAGUCUACCAAUACGUGUUUGUUGAUGUUUUUUAUUUUGCAUGCUGCAAAAAUUUUAUUUAUUCGACCUGUGUACACGAUAAAUUUAUUUUAAUACUUACAGUAUUUUUAAAAUAAUUGAAAUAGUCUGAAUUAGCUAUGAAUUACUCAUAAAAUAAGACCUUCUGUGUUUAUGAUGUGUUAACUUCAUCUUCAGACAAUUCCGGUUAAUUUUUAUUUUUUAAUGAAUUAAGGCCCAUUUGCACAACUGCCUGCUAAACACAUGUAGGUAUACUCGCUUGUUAUUUUCACUGGCUGCUGAUGAUGAGUUUCCAAGUCGCUAUUAAGUUCGACAUUAACUGUUCCUCUGAGUACAUAUUUUUUAUGUUGUGAGUACGUUAGUGAGUAUUAUUAAAUAAAAUAAAUGUUACAUAUGUGAAAAACAUCGGUAUGUUAUCACUUUAAAAUAAAUUUAAUGAUGAACGUGUUAAAUAGAUUUAGCACUGCAUGUGUUCAGUGGGCAGUUGCUUAAUUUGACCGUAAUUCAACUGUUGUACCUAAUUAAGUUUUGAAUAAUGUUAUUUAUUGAAUGUAGCAUGACCUAGAGUUAAGCAAACUGUUAUGAACUCUAAAUAAAUGGAUACAAGUCUCGAA
Helicoverpa zea (corn earworm) is the source of this 2436-nucleotide messenger RNA. It is a transcript of the gene Snup, whose product is annotated as snurportin-1. Gene Ontology annotation, cellular component: nucleus; cytoplasm. The transcript is spliced from 9 exons. Bases 130 to 1287 code for a protein of 385 amino acids. Lineage: Eukaryota; Metazoa; Arthropoda; Insecta; Lepidoptera; Noctuidae. Gene Ontology annotation, biological process: snRNA import into nucleus. The record is from RefSeq and is a predicted model, not a curated record.